AUUUGAUUUAAUUUUAAUUAAAUAAAAUAACGUUUGAUCCUUUUAAAUGAUGAUAUACUUUGAUAAAAUAAGACUAAGAAAACCAAUGAAAAUAAAUAACAUAAUUAGAAAUGAGUUUUAAAGGCAAAAAUUUUUGAACACAGUAUCCCACCACAAACGUAUUGAUGGUUUCUCUCAUCAAAAUGGUUUCGCGGCCCACCACUACUAAAACUGCCUGUCGGUAUGCGUUGUCUGUGUAUAUCCGCAAUGCAGGCGUGUCGAUGAGAUACCCGUUCGUAGUGAGUGUGGCUGGAAAUUUUUUGGACAAAACCUAGUACAAAUAUUGCAGGCAAUUAUAAAAUGGAUACAGACAAUUCUUCUGAUAACAACUCGUCCACCGAAAGUUCAACUGACUCUUCAGACGAUGACGAAAAGUUAGAGGCAGCUCAAGUGUGUGGAGUGAGAAUUAAAUUACCUCAAGGUUUAUGUGAAAGAAAGGAUAUUUUUAAUGAAUUCUUUUCUGUGCAUACUUGGAAUUCGCUAUCAGAAAUAGAACGACAACAUUUGAAAAGCUUCCUCCCCAGUUUCCCAGAGAAUGAUGAGGAAGAAAAGAAUAUUACCUUGCAGAGGUUGUUUAGGGGUGACCAGUUUCGUUUUGGAAGCAAUCCUUUAGAACAGUUUCAUGAUAGUCUAAAGGCGGGCAGUUAUAGACCAGAUAUUGCCAAAAUGCGACUAACAAUAAGAAAAGCUGAGAGAAAGGAGGAGAAAUUUAGAUAUAGAAAAUGCAGAGAACGUCUGAAGAAUGAUGUUAUAACAUCCAGACAAAAACUGCUUACGUUAGCUAGGAAUUUACCACCUGGAUUUGAACCUAAAGUACAAAACAACAACAACCCAUCUUAUGUUCAACCAGCUUCAUAUAGAACAAAAAAAAGGUAUUUCCAAGAGCUUGCUUCAAUUAGAGCACAAGUUGAAGAAAGUGGUUUUUCAUCAGAUGAGAAUUACCCUGAAGGUCCAUGCAUACCCUUGCCUCGUAAACAGAGGCGACAUUUAAACAACAUAAAAAAUUCAAAUCCUUUAGGUAACGAGCAAAUAUUCAUGUCCACUCUUUCAACAAAACCAACUGGUUUAGAUUUAGAAAGACAUAUCAAUCCGAACAUAAAUCCGUUCUUUUUGACGGAAGAUUCGUACAAAACGAUGAUACGAAAUCACGGAAAACGGCGACUGGAGUACAAAGAUGACUUGGAAUAUGACACUAAAGGAUUCUCCUUAUCUGACAUCAUUGCACGUACAAAAUUGCCUUAUGUAAAGAAAAUUAACCCCCCUAUAAGCGCAUCCACAAAUUCCUCUGUAAAACAUCACUUGGAAACGAAACUUGUGCAAAGAAAGAAAAUUAAAAAAGAUCCCCAUCAUCUUCCUACAUUUUCAGAACUUAUAACCAAAACCAAUCCCUUCUUUGGCCACAGUUCCAAUUCCGAUUUGGACUCCGAUUCAGAUUCGUUUUUAGAUUCAUUUGUGAACUCUUCAUCUGUUAAAAGUAAAGUGAAGAAACUUAACUCGCAUAGAAUUUCAAUAAAAACGCCAAAAAUGAACAGUGUUAAAACGGAAUCAGUUAUAACCAGCACCAGUCCUCCAACGGUCAGUGUACCAGAAACUAAAACAUUAAACGACGACUUCAAAACUGUUAAUUCGAUAACGUCAUUUGGUAAAAUUACUCCUGCAACCCUUUCAGACUUAGACGGCAUUGAUAUGAUGAAUUUGCCAAUUGAUUUGGAAGACUCCCAUAUAGACAUCCUGGAGAUCAAUAAUCGGCCUGAAUUAAUGCAAGAAACGCAUGCAAAUUUCUUGUCAUUAAUUCGCGAUAUAAUUUGUUCAACAAAUGAACACAGAAUGAGUCUAAAAUGUCUAGAAGAAAGACUGAUAUCUUGGCAAGAAAACCCCAUAAGUCCCUUAAACGAUUGGUAUAGUUACAUUGAUAACUGGGUGGCAGCCUUGCCGUCUGCCAUUAACUUUUUAAGUGGAAACUUUGAAGAUAUAUUAGACGAUUUUGUCCCGUAUAUCGAGUUUAAAAUUCAUUCAGAAAUGUACCAAUGGAUUGGAGCAGGAAGAGACUCUGAUAGCCUCCUAAUGCCCUUAUUUCAGUACUGGUUGGAACGACGAAACGAAAUUAAAUUGUCUUCAACGUUAAAAGACUACAAAGAAGAAAACGUUGAAAUAAGCGACAGGUCGCAAACACCCCCACCACCUCGUUGUCCUACUACAUGGACUGUUCGCAAAGCAGACCCAGAAGAAAUACGACAAUUUCAAGAACAAGAAAGGAAACGAUACAAUUCUCCACACAAAGCCUUCACGUACCGUUGUAACGGGUACGAAGGUAUUGUGGGGCCUGUCAAAGGUGUUUAUAGUAACCAAAAUCUAGGAGUUACUAAAGCCAGGGGUCACAGUAUGCUGACUGCAGACAGGCCUAACUUUGUGACCAUCUUAACAUUAGUAAGAGAUGCUGCAGCUCGCUUACCUAAUGGGGAGGGAACGAGGGCUGAAAUAUGUCAGUUACUUAAAUCUUCCCAAUAUAUACAAAAUAAUGUCCCAGAAAACGUACUCCAAUCGGUCGUCAGUGGGGCUCUUGAUCGGAUGCACACUCAGUUUGAUCCGUGUGUUAAGUACGAUCCGAAACGGAAGGUGUGGAUAUACCUGCACCGAAACAGAUCAGAACAAGACUUCGAGCGUAUUCAUCAACAAAGUCAAGGUAUCAAUAAAACUCCCAAGAAAGUCGUAACUAAAACUAAAACACCCAGUAAGGUAAAACCGAAGUUAGAAAAACCUACAACGAAGCCUUCAAGAUCUACUCCUGAAAUAAUAGAAGAAGAAGUAAUGACUGAAACGCCAUCUAAUGAAUUGCAAUUGAAAUUAGCAACUACAGUGUCAGUACCUGAAAAGAAAACACCAGUCAAUGUUCCACCAAAAGUUGUUCAGCCUAAACCAACCGGAACAUCUAUAUUGAUUUCAAAACAAGAUAAGCAGGUCACACAAAAAGACUUAGAAGAUGUUACAGCCCAAAUAAUGUUGUCACCGUCUCGAGCGUCUCCGUCAAAGCAAGUAGUAAGAACGGUUCAAGAUCGCAAAGAAAUUAAUGAAACCAUCCAAGCCUUAAUACAUCAGCGUGUUUCGAGUCCUGUGGCCAAACAGAUAACUAAUCCACGGACAGGGAAAAGUCUUGUGAAAAUUAUCUCACCAAACCCUGGAAAAUCUCUUAUUAUCCCAACUUCAGGUAGCCCCCUCUUGAAACAAUCCGACCAACAGAGACAAACACCUACAAAAGAAAUCGUCUCCCAACAGCAACUUCUGCAGACACUGACAGUUACCAACCAGUCCCAGCAGCAGCAACAGAAAUUAACUGAACCUAAAGUUAAGUUGUCUAACAUACAAGGUGAAGUAUUGCAAACAUUCACGUCCCAACAGCUUCAGAACAUCAAAAAUAUCACUGUGUUAAGAAAUACGACUCAAAAUCAACAACAUUUCGCCAACGUGGAAAUAGACACCGGGAUGAUUUCUCCAGGAUCAGAAAGUACUCCCGUGAUAUCGAUUUCGUCGUCCCCAGAAUCAGAUUCGCAAGAACAAACUCAUAAAUCUAGCCCAAAAGUGCAAACAUUAACACUUGCACAGCAACACCAAAUUUUGCAAACCUUGAAGCAGAAAGCGGUGCCUGUACAACAGACUGUUCUGUGCUCACCCAGGUCGGGUGGAGUUAUUAGUAAACAACAGAGAGCUGUUGGACAAGUGAUAAAGCAGGCAACCGCCGUCGGGACGUCAUUAUUGGCACAAAAUAAAUUGUCUGCAACAGAUAAUAUUCAAGGAAAGCCUGUGAUCUCAACCACCCAAGCGCCUUUAGUUGCGAAAGUGUUAACAAACGCAGCGGGUCAAGUAAUAUCGGUUGAGAGCCUCCUAACUCAGAAACAACUGUCUCAAGGAGCAGCAUUGCGGAUAGCAAACCCGAAAGGUUGUCAGCCGAAUAUAAUUCAAUUAACAAGCGCCUCUGCUCAAUCCCCUAUGGCCCAAUUCGCGGUCGCUUCCGCAAAUAACGUUACCGCAGCAUUCCCCAACCAGCUAAAACUCGUUAUUUCAACCCCAAUGGCGACAACAGCCACCUCCACUAUUACCACGUCGAAAGCGGUCGCGAAAAGUAAUACACGAACGCACACCACGACUCGUUUUUCUCCUAAAGUCACCCAACAGCUCGUCGGUACCACCAAAAUCGCGAAAAGCAUUCCCCAAAUUAAAAUUCCCGUGAAUGCCAAAAACGUAGUAGUGAGCAAAUCGGUGACAGUAAACGCGAGCUCGGUGAGGAUGGUGUCCACGAAUAGUCUUAAUUUAGCUCAACUUAGCGGCAAACCGUUAAUUCUAGCGAAUAAAGGGGCCUCAGGACAGGCCAUCCCCGUAUCGAACGUUCUCAUCCAGACGCAACCGAGCGGAAGUGGCAAUGCAGCAACAUUUAUACUCUCGAAUACGACUUCCAAGACGGCGUCAAACACAAGCGUGUCGGCAUCCACAUUAGGACAACAGGGAGGCGCUCAAGUGAUCUUAAGUCCACAAUUGAAAGUUCAGCAAUCGCAACAGGUAGUUUUGGGUACUAGCGGUAAGACUACUGCGGUCGGUAUUGGUCAAAAUCAGACGGUCACGCAGAACCCGAUCGUGCUCGGUCAAACGGUCAGGUUGCAGUCGAGUCCAACAAGUAAUACACAACGAUUGGUGUUAGCCAGCCAGAACCAAGGAGGGCAGAUUGUUGCACAGCAGAUAUUACUUCCGGUUGGGUUUCAAGGGACUGCACUAAACAUUAAAACUCUGCAAGGUGUUAAGGUUGUUCCAUUGGCUCAAACAACACAAGGAAGGGCUGUGCAAGGUCGUCAAGUUCUUGCGAGGGUGGUAAAUCCUGGAAGUUUAUUUCAAGUAAAUCAGCAACAAAGUACAACAGACAUAACUAAUAGUACUGCCGAAUAAAUUUAUUAUUACGUAGUGUAAUAAAUGUGUCUCUAGUGCCUCAUUGUACAUUUUCGCUACAGUUCCCGAAAGACGCACUUUCCCUCGUUUACACUAACAAAUUUGUAAAUAAUAGAUGUAUUGAUUAAUUGAUUGAUUACUAUAAUUAUGUUUGCUUAUUUAUGAUUGUAAAUGUACAUUUAAAAAAGGUUGUUUUUCUUUUAUAAAAAAAAGAAACAAGGAUCGUUCGG
Agrilus planipennis (emerald ash borer) is the source of this 5201-nucleotide messenger RNA. RefSeq names its product nuclear factor related to kappa-B-binding protein. Bases 340 to 4971 code for a protein of 1543 amino acids. The transcript is spliced from 6 exons. Gene Ontology annotation, cellular component: Ino80 complex. The record is from RefSeq and is a predicted model, not a curated record. Lineage: Eukaryota; Metazoa; Arthropoda; Insecta; Coleoptera; Buprestidae. Gene Ontology annotation, molecular function: protease binding.